This is a messenger RNA of Uloborus diversus, 1407 nucleotides long. RefSeq lists its product as uncharacterized. Bases 1 to 1407 code for a protein of 468 amino acids. Lineage: Eukaryota; Metazoa; Arthropoda; Arachnida; Araneae; Uloboridae. The transcript has 9 exons. Gene Ontology annotation, molecular function: protein binding. The record is from RefSeq and is a predicted model, not a curated record.
AUGAUUCACAACAACGGCAAAUCAGUUACCCAAGAAACUAAGCCUGCUCCUGUUCUUCGUCACCGCUGUGGCAGCCAUGAUGAUUACUCUGCCGAGUGCAGAUGUACCAGCUUUCAAAAUGUGAAACGGGGCGAAAUGUGCAAAGUUCCGGGAUCAACAGUUUCUCCCUCACCCCCAGGGACACCCACACCUAUACGUUUACCUCAUGCCAAGCCCGAUGUCUUCAGAGAGGUUCUUUUCUAUCUCUACACGGGAAAGGUGAUUUUACAGGACUGUACCGUUUUUGAAAGCUUAUCCAUUGCUCAGGAACUGGGAAUAGAAGAACUGCGCAUGUGCUGUGAGGACCAUAUUAACAGCACUUUGAACAUACAUAAUGCUUGUACUUUCUUGCCAGCGGCGUUAGAAAUGGAAAACAGAAUACCAGGCAACAAAGGAGGUCGAUCAUUUGUGGACAGAUGCACAGCUUUUAUUGGAGAAAAUUCUCUAGAGUGUGUGAAAACUUCUGCAUUCUUAAAUCUUCCAAAAGAAGCUUUGAUUCACUUAGUUUCUUCUGAUUAUUUAGCCAUGGAGGAAGAGGAUGUUUGGAGAUCUGUGUUAUCUUGGGCAAAACACCAAUCUGGCGUUACUCAACCUACAGCACAUUGGACAGAAGAAGAAAGAGCAAGAAUAACUCAACAAAUGUCUGGCGUCAUCAACCAUGUAAGAAUAUUGCUAAUAGAUAGCCAAGUUUUUGCAGAAGAAGUUGAACCAACUGGAGCUGUUCCAAUGGAGUUAUCUCUGGAAAGAUAUCGAUUUGCUGCUUUGCCCAACAAGUUUUCGCACUCUGAAGAUAAACGCAUCCAGCCCAGAACAUCAUUGAAAUUAUUUCAAGGCUCUCAGCUGCUGAGUGGGGAAAAGUUGCAUUUGCAAAGAGUAUUAAACGCAUGGUUUGGAAAUGCUAAGCAGAUGUGGCGCCUUUUGUAUCGGGCCUCUACCCAUGGAUAUACAGCUGAAGGCUUCCACUAUCACUGUGAUGGACACAGUCCUACUUUUGUCAUCAUUCUUGGUUCUCAUGGAGAGCUCUGUGGAGGAUUUAGCGAUGUUCCUUGGGGCAAAACUAGAGGACGUGGAAGAUAUGUAUCAUCAGAGAAAGCAUUUCUCUUCACUCUGAUCAACAAUGCUGAUGUUCCACCAACCAAAUUUGAUGUUGUCAAAAAAAUGUUUGCUAUUUCUCAUCAUCCAGACUAUGGUCCGAUAUUUGGAGCUGGAGCUGAUUUAUGCAUUUCCCAUAACUGCAAUGCAAACAUGGAGAGUUACUCUAAUCUACCACACUCGUAUGAUGGAGAGAACGCCUCUUGCACAGUAUUGAUGGGGGACUACAACUUCACUGUUCUGGAUUAUGAAGUCUUUACAACUUUGGGGAAAUAA